UAAGAAAUGAUUCUCCUCGUCAAAACAGUUCUCUAUGGUUCCUUUGUAACUCAUUAUUUGACAUCAAGCACGCGUGCGCAGUAUGGCGACUGAACAGCAAGCUAACAAUGGUCCUUCGCCAUCUACACUUGAAGAAGGUCCUGCACCAAGAAAGGCUUCAGAAGCUCUUCGGAAGCUAUGGACACCUCGAGCACUGGGCUGUGCGAUUGGAUGCCUUCUCGUCAUGAACUUCUUCAUGAAUUUCACGGUCUACACACAGAAUGUCUAUGAACCCUACGCAACAAGCCAUUUCGACGGACACUCCCUCCUCGCUACUGGCUCUAUCAUCAAUGGUCUUGUUAGAAUUGUGGGAUACCCACUUCUUGCAAAAUUGGCCGAUCAUUUUGGUCGCCCUCAAGGUUUUGCAGGAGGCGCGCUUUCCAUGGCCCUCGGCAAUGUCAUGUACGCUGCCUGCGGGAACGUGGGAACUUUCUUGGCAGGUGGUAUCUUUGACUCCUUUGGUGAUUCAUGGUGGAAUAUUUCCCAGCAAAUCUUCGUUGCCGAUGUUACUAGCCUCGUGAACAGAGGAAUUCUCUUCACCCUACCAGAAUCACUUUCCGCUAUUCCCACACUGUACGCAGGAACUUACCUGGGCGAACAUAUCCUGACAACUUCGACCUGGAGGUGGGGCUACGGGAUGUGGGCUAUCGUCCUGCCCGUCACUGCAAUUCCCACCAUCGCCAUCAUCAUGUGGAUGAGCCGUCGGGCCAAGCGAAUGGGCUUAAUCCACGAACAGGUAUCAUUGAUGCAAGGCGCACCUUCAGGCAUACUCGGCAAGGCGAAACACAUAGCCAUCCAUCUCGAUCUCCUCGGUGCUCUUUUGCUCAUCGGGGGUCUGGCUAUGACACUUCUUCCCAUGACAAUUGCAGGACGAAAGAACACUGACAGAUGGGAAAAGCCGUCGUCUAUUAUACUCCUCAUCAUCGGUGUCUUGACAUUCAUCGCGUUCCUAGUUUGGGAUGGAAAGUUUGCGUCAAACCCUAUCGUGCCUUACCGCACCAUUAGGGAACGCAACGUUAUUGUUGCGUGUGUGUCCGUUAUCUUCAUCGCCGCAUCCGACAGCAUCUACCGACCUUUUCUUUCCAGCUUUCUGCAAGUUGCGGACCAUUACUCGCCUGGUGCUGCGACGCGCGUGGACAACGCACAGCGUGUUGCGUAUAAUAUCGGCGCUCUAUUCUCCGGUAUAUGCCUGAAGUACGUCAAACAUACCAAGCCAUUCAUCAUCCUGGGCUUUUGUAUGAUCAUUCUCGCAUCUGGACUACCUAUUUACCUCACCAAUAUCAACGGCACGCAUAUCGCUAGCGAAGCCGCUUUCAUUACCUCCAAGUCGCUUCUCGGAGUGGGACGCGGUCUUGCUCAGGUCUCUUUGCAGGUCUCUCUCCAAGCUGUUCUCGAUAGCGAGCAUAUUGCAGUUGCAACCGCCGUGUAUCUCUCUUCCCUAGGCUUCGGAUCCAACAUCGGAACGACAAUCAGUGGCGCAAUUUGGAACUCUCUCCUCCCGCGCAAACUGAAUGCCUACUUCGAUAGUAAGGAAGCUCGAAAGAUCUUUGGCUCCAUCGUAGUUGCGAGGAAAUAUGCCGUCGGCAGCCCUGAACGUGACGCCAUUAACGAAUGUUACCGCCAAACGCAGCAAACUCUGGCUAUCGGCUCUGUCUGUGUAUCAGGCGUUCUUCUGAUCCUGGCAUACUUCGCUCGAAAUGUCAAGCUAGGUGAGGAAGAUAAAAGGAGAGCGGCCAAGGCAGACGAAGAGUUGGCGUAUGCGAUCAAGAUGCAACAGGACAAUCAAAUAGAGAUGCAGGCUAAGUGAAUAAGGUGCCAUGCACUUUG
Aaosphaeria arxii CBS 175.79 is the source of this 1866-nucleotide messenger RNA. RefSeq names its product MFS general substrate transporter. Bases 83 to 1846 code for a protein of 587 amino acids. Gene Ontology annotation, molecular function: siderophore-iron transmembrane transporter activity. Gene Ontology annotation, biological process: siderophore transmembrane transport. Lineage: Eukaryota; Fungi; Ascomycota; Dothideomycetes; Pleosporales. The record is from RefSeq and is a predicted model, not a curated record. The transcript has 4 exons.